Messenger RNA from Ostertagia ostertagi, 528 nucleotides. Lineage: Eukaryota; Metazoa; Nematoda; Chromadorea; Rhabditida; Trichostrongylidae. The record is from the annotation of a GenBank genome assembly.
AUGACUGCCGUUGCGUCUGUAGAUAUUGCUACCCUGAAGGGCAAGCUUCCUGAAGGAGAUGCAUUGGGUGUUGGCCUGGUAGUUGCUUAUGAUAAGAGUGGUACUGGUGCACUCCAGAAUACAACUGUUGGCUUAUCUGCUGCUUAUCACAAAGCAUUCGGUUAUGAAAAGCAACACACCAUCUCAUUGGGCGUACAAGGCUUACUGGUACAAAAAUCCAUCGAUUUUAAUGCACUCCGUUUUGAAGAUCAGCUGAAUCCCCAGACCGGGAAUAUUGAUCGCCCAACCGGUGAAAAUUUCCCCAAUAAAGAUCUUUCUUAUCCUGACUUCGCUACCGGCCUGAUGUAUUCUGGUCGUAUCAGCGAGCACAGCACUGCUUAUGCAGGUGUUGGCUACCAUCACAUUACCCGCCCGAUUCUCAAUAAAAAGAUCGAGCAGGCGAAAGCGCAAGAACCGGAACCGGCGAAAAAAGCAAGCGGCAAGGAAGAAAAAGGAUUCUGGGAUUCGAUGAUGGACAAUACGGUAUAG